AUGUCAUCAAAGUUGGAUCCAUCAUCCGCAGAUCAUACAGCAUCCGAAAGCUUGCUAGCAAGUAUCCUCGUGGCUCGGUUUUUACGGUCGAAUAACUAUCAUGAGACUCUAGAGACGUUCAUUCGUGAGGCGGGUCUGCCAUCAGAUGCUGGGUUUGUCAACCGGAAAAGUUCAGAUGAAGCCGACGGCGUGGAUAAGUGGACAUUAGAAAGCAUUAUUCAGGAAAAGAAGAAGUUCGACCGGACCUUGUCAUUUGAGCGCUAUGGUGACUCGCAAGCCAAGGACGAAUGGAGUGUGCCGGCUGAAUCAGUUGUCGGGCUGACGGACUCGCCCAUUCUGUCUUAUACUAGUAUUCGAGGACAAUACCAGCUAUUAACGACCAUGUCCGGCCAGCUGCUUCUCGUCAGUGGCAAGGAAGUUAUAGACCGAAGGAAAGACCACACAAAAUAUGUGGUCAAAGUUCUUGCAUAUGAGGAUAAUGACGAGCACAUCUGGAUAGCCACAGCGGGGUGGGAUAUGCAAGUUCUGAUAUAUCGUUUGGAUACAGCUUCAUCCUCGAACACAAGGCUCAAAAUCGGCGAGCCAGUGGGUUUUAUUAAAGUACCAUCGAAUCCUGAGUCGAUUCUUCUUGUGAAACAUCCGGAAACUCAGGACUUGAUGCUCAUUCUCUCACGGCGGGAUUCAACAUAUCUUUAUUAUUACAAUAUUGAGCCAUUACGGUUAGCCGACACUCAGCAGACAUGCGAAGAGACCGGCAAACAAAAUCUGGCGCCCAGCUCCAACGCAUGGAUAGCAUUCUCACCGUCCUGUAUUGCCCAAAAUCCUCGCGAUCCUGGUGUGGUUGCAGUGGCGCUAUCAACGUUGCCGCAUAUGAAAGUGAUGGUUGUCCGUUUGUUGUUUCCAGCCAACACCAAAGUUGAAGAUGGCGAUAGUAUCACAGUAACGCAACUCAGCCAGUCAAUAGCUGCACUGUCACUUCAAAACCGCGAAGAUGCCGCCAUUAUAAUUCAAGCAAAUACAUUUGCGCCGCAGACUGCAUAUUCGACUCCGCAGGUUGUAUGGCGGCCGGAUGGAUCUGGCGUCUGGGUUAAUGGAGAUGAUGGCGUUAUCCGGGGGAUUGAAAGCAAAACAGGAAAACUGGUGACAAUGCUGAAAAAUGGACAUGAGGCUGGUAGCAAAGUGAGAAGUAUAUGGGCAGGUUGGGUUGAGGGGAAGAGUUCAACUGAAGAGUGGGUUGUUAGUGGAGGGKUUGAUAAGAGGUUGAUUGUUUGGAAGUGUGAGAAUUCAGAAGAUUAG
Messenger RNA from Talaromyces amestolkiae, 1296 nucleotides. RefSeq lists its product as uncharacterized. Gene Ontology annotation, molecular function: protein binding. The coding region runs from base 1 to 1296 and encodes 431 amino acids. The record is from RefSeq and is a predicted model, not a curated record. NCBI's taxonomy places the organism in Eukaryota, Fungi, Ascomycota, Eurotiomycetes, Eurotiales, Trichocomaceae. The transcript is spliced from 2 exons.